CGACGACCGGUUCUACUGCUGGUACUACUGGUGGAGCCAUCGAUAAUAAUGCGCCACCAGCAACGACAGCGCCACGACCAAUAAAUACGAUCCCAAUUUUCCUGAAAUUUGACGAGCUCGACUUUCGCAACGAUGACCGCGCCAAGGGUUUUCUGCACAACGCUGAAAAAAUCUCGGAUGUUUGCCACAGGGUAGCGCUGGGUCUUUCCCCGUUUCCAGCAUUCCCAAGCCUAGAAAAGGAGUUUGGAAAUUAUAGUAGUAGCGCCACGACUUCUUCACAAUGGCAGCCACAUGCUGCAGGCGAACGCUUGAGGCGAUUUUUCCGGAUGCGGCCCGUUCCUGCUCCGACCGUCAUCUCCGUAAUCGGUGAGCCCGGCAAAGAGACCGGCUGUGGCUUUUUGACGAUGUUGGAAAAGGCUGAUAGUGACAACGAGUCCUCGCCGUCGCCGGCGUCACCAACUACAACGCCAGCCGCACCUGCUGGACGAGCAAGCAGCCCCGUUCUGGCUCGGCGGUCGAUGCCCUUGAGCGACGUGCUGCGGCGAGUCAAGAGGGCCCGAGAAAGUAGUGCAGGCGGCGCCGCAACUACAUUUCUGCAGCGGCGGGGGGCAGCAGCAGCAGCACCAGCAGCGGCUCGACCACCAGCGAACACAACUACUAUGACACAAGCCUCGACUGCGGCAGAUUUUGACGACGCCCUGCAGGCUCUCUUUACGGACACGUCGACUACCGACUUUGUGCAGCAACUGUACACGGAGCUGGUGCGAAACUUGCGGACAAUGGACCGGUCGUAUCCUGAGUAAAAACAUCCCCACACCAGAGUCAAGACGGGGAUUUUGCAACACAAACCUAGAACUUUUGGGGGUCACGCAUCACAAGUUGCAGUCCGUAGUGUAGUGCGGGUUCGUGAGGCCAGCUGCAUCAGAAAUCCAUCUGCUCAUCCUGUUUACAGCAUUACAUACAAAUUCCACAACACGAUUGGAAAUGGCUCCCAUGCGGAUGCGCAUUACAGGUCUUCCUGUCUUUGCAAAUCUGCAUUACAACUCUGGUGUGGGUACGUUUUUACACAGGAUAGGUCGGGUUUUUUAUACAUCGACGUGCACGGCUUGAAUAUCAAAUGUAAAAAUGUCUGGGUCUGGAAGAAUGCAACUUGUCAUGCUGUUUUUCGACUCUAAAAAAAAUUGUAUUGCAUGACCAGCAAAAUGGGUACAGUUUUUGCUACACAGACAGGCCAUUUCUCAUGCGGAAGGUGCAUGAGGAAGCCCUCUAAAAGUCUGCGAUGCUAGUUCAAGCAUUACAGGCAUCAUGGGUCAUGAGAAAUAUACAUGACAAAUCUUGCAUUCUUCCAGACCCAGACAUUUUUACUUUUGAUAUUGAACACCUUGGUGCACUUUGAGCUUGUAGAAGUAGCAGACUCCUCGCAGGAGCCCCCGGGGGCUCCACCUGUCGCGGCUCCCGUUGUACAACUGCGGUAUGAACUGUCCCUGGUAGAUUACAAAACCCUGUUGUACAUGCGGUCUGCGCAGAAAAAUUUUGGUGGGCGGGAUGACAGCACGAUUGGAGUCCUCAAUAACACGAGCGGACGAGACACCAGGCUGCUGCACGAAGAACUUCUUUUCGAGGUGGCGAGGACAGCGCCAACGCAUUCCACAGUAACCUCCAACCCGGCUGCACCUGAUUUGCAGCCGCGGCCACAGACCUUACGAACCCUUUUCGCUUUGAGGAAUUUACCAACCCAAUGGGGUGGCACAGGUGGCCACAUCAAGGACCUGUUUUUUGCCCUGCGCCUCAGUCGCCGCGAUCCGAAUAAUGCAGGCCGAUCCUGUCAAGCCUAUGGUGACGAGCUGUAUCCCUGGAACCAAUACGACCCGGACGCGGUCCCAACGGGCCCGAUGGCGGACGAGCCGGUUACGUACGACCUGACUAGUGGUAUCUUGGAGGACAAAGCUUUCGGUUCCGCAAUUAUGGGCGAAGCGUUCAAGGACCUCAUCACCUUUGAACAGAAAGAAGAGAUCGAGAUAGCCGUGCUAGAGGAAGACAUUGCCGCCGGCGUCUACCAGAACAUUCCAGCCGACGCGUAUUACGCGGCCCCGGCGGGAGGACAGCUGCCUAGGGAGGAGAUGGACCGGAACCGCAUACGAGAGCGGAAUAGCUGCCUAAGGGAGCGAAGAGACUGAGUAGCGAAUGUGACCCACACGACCCAUUGCGCGAAUGUUGCCCGAACGAUAGAACACAGACGAGGUCCGCUUCAAAGAAGUUCGACUUUCAUUUGUUGAGAUUGUACCCACAAGAGACUGCUCAUAUGAGACGACUCAGUGCGGAGACACAUCAAGCACUCGUUGUAUAUUAUGGUCCUCCGGACAAGGAGUUGAUGAUAAGUAA
This is a messenger RNA of Amoebophrya sp. A120, 2382 nucleotides long. NCBI's taxonomy places the organism in Eukaryota, Dinophyceae, Syndiniales, Amoebophryaceae. The record is from the annotation of a GenBank genome assembly.